Peromyscus eremicus (cactus mouse) is the source of this 387-nucleotide messenger RNA. It is a transcript of the gene Hcst, whose product is annotated as hematopoietic cell signal transducer. Lineage: Eukaryota; Metazoa; Chordata; Mammalia; Rodentia; Cricetidae. Gene Ontology annotation, cellular component: membrane. Bases 57 to 296 code for a protein of 79 amino acids. Gene Ontology annotation, biological process: regulation of immune response; positive regulation of phosphatidylinositol 3-kinase/protein kinase B signal transduction. The record is from RefSeq and is a predicted model, not a curated record. Gene Ontology annotation, molecular function: phosphatidylinositol 3-kinase binding; signaling receptor binding. The transcript is spliced from 4 exons.
UCAGGACCUCUCAGGACCACAGUCUUUGGCCAGAUCCCUUCAAGCCUCAGCCCACCAUGACCCCUCCGGGCCACCUCUUGUUCCUGCUUCUGCUCCCAGUGGCUGCAGGUCAGACGCCAGCAGGUUCCUGCUCAGGAUGUGGGCCUCUGUCCCUGCCGUUCCUGGCAGGCCUGGUGGCUGCAGAUGCGGUCUUGUCACUCAUAAUCGUGGGGGUGGUGUUUGUAUGCAUGCGCCCACACAGCAGGCCUGCCCAAGAAGACAGUAGAGUCUACAUCAACAUGCCUGGCCGAAGCUGACCUCUGCAACUUCUGACUCUCCCGUCUUGGAUCACGUGGGGGUGCCUGGGAACACACUCCUUCUGGACUGGAAUAAAGCAAUUCAAAUGCC